Caenorhabditis angaria is the source of this 1670-nucleotide messenger RNA. Lineage: Eukaryota; Metazoa; Nematoda; Chromadorea; Rhabditida; Rhabditidae. The record is from the annotation of a GenBank genome assembly.
AUGACCUCGUUUUUAUUGUUAGCCUUUGCAUUUUUGGGUAAGUUUUGAAAAAUCAAAAUUGAAAAAUAGUUCAAUUUUUAGGUGUUGUUCAAUGCAUUGAUAAUGUUCCAAAAGCUACAGGAUUAAAGGAAAUUCGAAGGUGAGAUUGAUUAUUCAAGUUCUUGUAACUUGACAAAAAAUUCCAAGUUACAAGAAGUUCUUCGGAACUGAAAACCCUUGGAACUACAGUAUCCGAACUAGCAACAUCAGCAUUCUGAUCAACAAGUCAAAAAUCGAGUAGAAAAUACUAGAAGGGCUUCGCUGGCUAACGCCAUCUACAGUAGUUUGACUUACUUUUUCUGACUAAUUUUCCGGUUAGGGAAAGAGAAAAAUUGAGAAAUGCCCAAAAAUUGUUGACUUUUUCAGAGAAUAGAAAGAUCAGAUAAGAAACGUGUCCUUCAAUUUUUUUGGAAUAAAAACGUGAUCAUUCUUUUUUACAUGAAAAAAAGUUUUGAUUUUUUCACGUGAAAACUCGCGCAUUUUUUGAAAAAUCGAAUAUUAGCGCCUCGAUGGGAAAGAAUUUGAUAUCGAAUGGUGAAAGUCCCAUCAAAAAUGGUCUUCUGGAAAUUGAGAAAAGUCGAGCGACACAUUUUAAAUCCGAAAAAUACAUUGAGAUUUUCAAACUUUUCAUUCUCCGCACACUCACAGACAUUUUGAGAAAGAAUGAAUAGGAAGCGCACCGAGCUGCCAACAUUUAGAAACUUUUUCUUUUUUUGAUCAUCAAUUUUUAUGCGCACAGUUUUGAGAACGGGUCCCGGACAUACUAUUGCCAAAAAAAUUUUCCCAAUUAGUAUAUAGUAGAUUCAAAAAAAAAUUUCAGAGCUCCUCUUCCUUCAAUGUCAAACUUUGCUCCACUUGCAAAAUCUCUUCGCCCAAUAUCAACUGGUGUUCGCCGUGCUCCUGUAUCUUCCCAAAUCCCUCGCUCAAAUCAUCAACAAAUCAUUCCAAAACCAGCUGGCCAUAUUCAACGAGCCCCAAUCCAACCAGUUCAAUUUAUCCCAAUUCCAGUUCCAGUAUUUCCACGAUUCGAAGAUUUGCCAACAUUACCACCACAUGAAUUGCAUACUUUAGCUCCUCAUACUUUCCCAACAAUUACACCAAUUCCUGGUUUGCCAACACUUCCACCAUUAACAAUGCCACCUUCUUUCCAAAGAUUAUUAGGUAUAACAUCAACAACAACAACAAUGAAACCAGAAGAAGAAAUUGAACCGGAUACAAUAAAUGAUAGAAAAAGACAAGAAAUUGAUCAAGAAAAUGAUAUUGAUGAAAGGUUCGUUUCUUUUUUAUUCUCACUUUCACUAGAGAUUUAGAUAUUAUGAUUUUAUCGCUGAUUACGAUCCCUAAUAUGAGUAAUGCAGUCGAAAAAUUUGAACAUAAAAAGCGUGACGUCAAAAGGAAAUUUUUGCAAUUCUGAAAGUCUGAAGCUGAAACUUUUUUAUAAUUUUUCUGAAACUAGAACCGCUGCUGAAGCUGUUAACUCCAAUUUUUUCAGAGAAUCUCAAAUCAAUUCCAAAGAUUUGAACACAGUCCGUUCACGACUCUCAAAAUUCAUCAGAGGAAAAGAAAACUCGUCGGAUGAACAAAAAACUCGUGGAGAAGAAUCGGCUGAUUGGAUUGUACCAUUCCAUUAA